ACCUCUAGUAGAAACAACAAUUUGUCAUCAACAAUCUUUCGGCUAAAAACUAUUUACAAUUUAAUAUAUCACGAUGAAGAUCUCGAUUUUCGGUGAAUUGAACACAUUUGAGCUGUUCGUACUAUGCACAGUAUUACCGGCUGUUUUUGUAUUCCUUUGGUCACUGAUUUCCGGCGACAUGAAGAAUUUCAAGGGCAGCAAAUUGGCGUACUCGGUUUUUACGGCUAAGGAUCCCAUUAAUUGCUACCAGGACUAUGUCCCGGAAAAACAAAAGGAUUCUUAGCAUAGAGGCUCCAAACGCCGGAAAAUUUAUUAAACUUGUAUAUAACAGUGAAUCCGUGUAAUGAGAGCGUCUGGAUUUAUAACAAUAAAUUACUCCGGUUCGAUUUCUGCAA
Messenger RNA from Drosophila serrata, 395 nucleotides. RefSeq lists its product as uncharacterized. Lineage: Eukaryota; Metazoa; Arthropoda; Insecta; Diptera; Drosophilidae. The record is from RefSeq and is a predicted model, not a curated record.